Molecule: messenger RNA, 720 nt
Organism: Marasmius oreades (fairy-ring Marasmius)
Lineage: Eukaryota; Fungi; Basidiomycota; Agaricomycetes; Agaricales; Marasmiaceae
Exons: 5
Coding region: 1-720 (239 amino acids)
Source: RefSeq, a predicted model, not a curated record
AUGCAAGCACUAGGACACCCUCUCCAGCACCAUGGAGCCUUUUGCCGGAUGUCCACAUCUGGAGAAGUCUCUCCCUCCCCCCCUUCACUUCCAUUGGUUUUUACGGAGUGGACUCGCGAGCCCAUUUUUGAACUUGGAGAUGAUACACCUCGGACCACCAAACACAUGAGGCUUUGUAUCGAAGAAGCUUCCAACAAAGUGGGUCUGGACAAGGAGAAUACAAAGGCUGCUGAACAAUUUUUCAAUGUCCUUUUCAUUAAACUGCAGAGUAUUGAGAAAUUACUUCAAGAUGGUAUGCAGGUGUUUCAAGAGCCUGACUCUCAUCAUGCCACACUUUUACUGGACACUGGCUUUAAGUCCCACCUACAAACAAAGAUUGUGGGUGUCUAUUGUCUCCUGACAUCACGGCAUAUCUUGCUGAAGUGGUCAAAGUUAUUAUGUGGUCAGAACCUCAUCCGGCAAAAUCCCGACCUCUUCAAUGUUCCAGACAAUUUCUUCGACAAUCAAACACUUGCCGUCCAGCUGCAGAAGCUGGUAACUGAAGGACUCGCCAGCGCAAGAUGUUCCAUCAAGGCGAAGCUCAACCAUUCUCUUGAAAAGAAGAGUAAGGGUGUACAGGCAAAGCCCCAGCCCAUCCGGACACUCUGCUGUUUGGCUAUUCCCAGGAUGGAAAUAAAGGGUGCUCACUGGACCAGAUAUCAUGCUGAAAAUCGGAUUUAG